Molecule: messenger RNA, 3061 nt
Organism: Cebus imitator (Panamanian white-faced capuchin)
Lineage: Eukaryota; Metazoa; Chordata; Mammalia; Primates; Cebidae
Gene: ZFAND3
Product: zinc finger AN1-type containing 3
Exons: 6
Coding region: 2022-2723 (233 amino acids)
Molecular function (GO): DNA binding; zinc ion binding
Source: RefSeq, a predicted model, not a curated record
CAUGGAUGCAGAACCCUCAUUAUACAGAGGGCUGACUAUAUGUAAAAUGUGGUGUGCAUGUGCCACAUGUGUGCGUGCGCACACACACACGCACACACCCACACUUUUUUUCUCUGUUGAAAUUAUGCCUUUUAAACUCAAAUCAAACAAUAUCUGUCAUUGUACUUAAGCCUUAUCUCUGAACUGAAGAAUUUCCCUUUUUGAUGAAAAGUUAGAAACUGCAUAUUUCACAUACAUUGCAACACCUGUAAUGCUGUAUCUUUGAACAAAUUCUAUGUGAAAUGUGACUGUGAGUUGGGGAUGUGGUUUCAAAAGUUUGGGUGGAUAAAUUGACUUCAGAGUUCAGUUGUAGACUUGGGACACAAAGGACAGUUGUGUCCCAAGGAGGACACAACUCCUUAGGACACAGCUCCUUCAUAGGAGCAGAGGAAGUCAGAGGCAAGGGAGUUGCCAUUUGGAAUGGAGAGUUGGGUUACAUACAAGUGGGUCACAAAGAGUGUGGUCCAUAGGCAGGUCGCAGGUAGAAUGGUAGGUGCAAAAGUGCAAAAACUUCUCUUUUCCACCUCUGAAACUAAGAGUUGGGGCUUUCACCCUUCAGUCUUCCUGAAUCUUUAGCUGCUUUACAUAAUUUCUUUUCUGUGUGCCCUAAUGCCAUAUCUCUGGUGGCAACUGCUAUCUUUUUGCACCCCACACCCCACUGUAGAGAUGGGGGUCUCACUAUAUUGCUCUGGCUGUCUCAAACUCCUGCCCUUACACUAUCCUCCUGCCUCCUCCUUUGCCUCCCAAACUGCUAGGCAUGAGCUGCCACAGGCCCUGUGAUGGCAAUUUCUACCUUAACCUGGAGAUACUGGCAGCUGUGUUUGUCGCAGGUAGAUAGUAGGAGAGUUUAUUGGAAUUGUUCAGUUAAAGGGAAGCUUUUCAAAAAAGUAUGUUAGAAUGUGAUUAGGUGACAUUAUCAUUCUUUUAUUUUCCAUUCUUUUUUGUUUCUUACUGAAAUUAGAUUUGAGGGUAUUAUUGUGAAGUUAGGUGGAUUGGUCUGUGUAUAGUUUGCACAGCAUUGUUAUAUGGUGUGGUAUUUGAGAGAAGUCUAAAUUAUCUUGAUAACCCCUACUUCUUUUUUUCUUAGAUGAUUAGUAAAAAUAGAAUUACAUCGAAAGGAUGGCUUCUUAAUUUUAAAGACAUUAUUAGACUGUCCAGACAUUUCUGAAUUCUUAGAAUUAAAGGGAACUUUGAAAUUACAGUAUUGGCUUAUCCAGAAAGUAGUCAUGAUAAGGCUGUUUUGUUGACCGCUUGAUUAAAAAUUUAGGUUACCCAGUGAUUUUCAUAGGACACUCACAAAGAUUGUUGAAAACAGACAUUUUGAGUGUAGAAGUAUCUGAGACACUGGUGGACUGUGCUUGGUACUCUAUUAUCUAGUGAUCUUUGAAUUUUCUGUGUCACUUAAAGAAAAGAGGUUCUUAUUUUUACUUCAAUCCCUGUAAAUGUCAGUGAGAGAUAGCUCUGUGGUCACUGACUUUCGACAGUGGUAAGGUCAGGUAAGAAAUUCACCAGGCCUUUUAGGAAUUUGUCUUUAAAGGGCACUGUGUUAUCAUGAAACAUAUGGACUGUUUUACUAAGGACCUGGGAUGCUCACACAGAAGGCAACCCCACUUGUGGAGAAGACUUAUUUUGUCUGAAUUGUUUAAUGAUUUGUCCCAGACAAAUGAUGACUCAAAGUCAAAGUUCACCUUUAGGAAACUCAAAAGGAUUCAAAAGAGAAUGCAUAGAAAUGAUUGGCCUGUAGGCGGCUGAGUGGCAAAGCUAGUUUAAAGAAGAAAAAUUCUUCCUAUCUUUUUUUUUGUAGUUCUCUAAACAGAUUAUUUUAAGAGACUUGGAUUUCCCUGUGUGCUUUGAAAAUUGAAGCGCAUGUUGUGUAGUAAAGAAGCGGAUCUAACCGCAUUGUGGAACUUGUUUGCUGUGGGUGAAUCACAGAAGGAAUGAUGUUAAGGCAACCUUUAUAUUUUCCUGCAUGAAAAAUUCAUAUGAAUCACAGACAGAAACUCCGAACUGUUGGCCAUGUCACUCUGGUUUCUCUGUUCAGGAGCUGUGGUCCCAAGCUUGCUGCUGACAGGUCCAGCAAGACUAUGAAUCUCUGUUCCAAAUGCUUUGCUGAUUUUCAAAAGAAACAACCAGACGAUGAUUCCGCUCCAAGUACAAGUAACAGCCAAUCAGAUUUGUUUUCUGAAGAGACCACCAGUGACAACAACAAUACCUCGAUAACCACGCCAACUCUUAGUCCCAGCCAGCAGCCGCUUCCGACAGAACUGAAUGUAACUUCACCAAGUAAAGAGGAGUGUGGGCCAUGCACAGACACAGCUCAUGUCUCAUUAAUCACACCAACAAAAAGAUCCUGUGGUACAGAUUCACAGUCUGAGAAUGAGGCUUCACCAAUAAAACGGCCACGACUACUGGAGAAUACUGAACGGUCCGAGGAAACCAGCCGAUCUAAACAGAAGAGUCGACGUCGGUGCUUCCAGUGCCAAACCAAACUGGAACUGGUGCAGCAGGAAUUGGGAUCGUGUCGCUGCGGUUACGUGUUCUGUAUGUUACAUCGCCUCCCCGAGCAGCAUGACUGCACAUUCGACCACAUGGGCCGUGGCCGGGAGGAAGCCAUCAUGAAAAUGGUGAAGCUGGACCGGAAAGUGGGGCGCUCCUGCCAGCGCAUCGGGGAGGGGUGCUCCUGAAGGCCAGGCAUGGCCACCACAUGACGCUGUUCUUAGUUCACUAAUGUUAGCCUUAUUUAGGACAAAGUCAGCCAGACACCUUGUACUGGGCACGCGUCAGACUACAGCCAGUCCGUUUCCUUUCUUUAGCCAGCCAUCCUGGUACUGUAGUUUAGGGGUUGAUGGUGGUUGAAAUUGAUUUCUGGCUGGUUACUAAGGUGCCUGCUAGCCAUUGUAUAAAAUUAAAACAUGAAGAAUAUUUUUUUUUGAGCAUGGCUAGUGGAUUUAAAACAACACAUACCUGUCACUGCUGGAGUCAAACUUAUAAAAAGCCUUAAGUGGAAAGUGUUCCAGACGGA